GACUCCCGCGGCCGCGCGGGGGUGGCCGGGAGCCCGGAAGUCCGCGGAGCGCUGGGAGUCCGACGGCCGCGCGGGGGCGGCCGGGAGCCCGGAAGUCGGCCGAUGGCCGCGGGUCCUGGCGGCGGGGCGGUCCGCGGCUGCCUGCGAGUUUUAAAAAGAGCAUUUUCGCUGCGUGAAGCACACUCAGUAAAGGAUAUGGAAAAUACUUUACAGUUGGUGAGAAAUGUGGUGCCUCCUCUAACCACCAAGAAGCACAAAGGGCAAGAUGGGAGGAUAGGCGUGGUGGGAGGCUGCCGAGAGUACACUGGAGCCCCCUAUUUUGCAGCAAUCUCAGCUCUCAAAGUGGGUGCGGACUUGUCCCACGUGUUCUGCACCCAGGAGGCUGCGCCUGUGAUCAAGUCGUACAGCCCGGAGCUGAUCGUUCACCCAGUUCUGGACAGCCCCGAUGCCGUGCAUGACGUGGAAAAGUGGCUGCCCCGGCUGCACGCCCUGGUCAUCGGGCCUGGCCUGGGCAGAGACGAGGUUCUCCUCGGAAACGUCAAGGGCAUUUUAGAAGCCUCCAAGGCCAGGGGCGUCCCCGUGGUCAUCGACGCGGACGGGCUGUGGCUGGUCGCUCAGCAGCCGGCCCUCGUCCAGGGCUACCGGAAGGUGGUUCUCACCCCCAACCACGUGGAGUUCAGCAGACUCGCCGAGGCUGUGCUGGGAGACCCCCUGGAUGGCGGGGACCGCCGCGGAGCUGUGCUGAGGCUCAGCCAGGCCCUGGGCAACGUCACCGUGGUCCAGAAGGGGGAGCAGGACGUUAUCUCUGAUGGCGAGCAGGUGCUCGCCUGCAGCCAGGAGGGCAGCGGCCGCAGGUGUGGGGGUCAGGGGGACCUCCUGUCCGGCUCCCUGGGCGUCCUGGCGCACUGGGCCCUCCGUGCUGGCCCAGAGAAGACCAGCGGGUGCAGCCCUCUCCUCGUGGCUGCCUUCGGCGCCUGCGCCCUCACCCGGCAGUGCAGCCACCAGGCCUUCCAGAAGCACGGCCGCGCCACCACCACCUCGGACAUGAUCGCGGAGGUCGGGCCUGCGUUCCGCAGACUCUUCGAAACCUGAGCCGGUGCAGACGGGCGCAGAGCUGCGUCCCUAGCGGGACCCACGCCCGGUCCGUCUGAGUCCUCUGGGAGCCUGUGAGUCUGGGCUGCACGGGACUUCGUAGAGACCAUCAGAACCUGGAACGUGGCAGUCUCUGGCUGAACUGCUAGGUCCCGGGAGAUGUUAUGAUAGGAAACCAAGUGUUCCUGGAGUUUGCUUAGCUCCUGGGCAGCGUCAGAAAAGAAUGCAGAGGAUCAUGAGCGCGAGGCCGCAUGCUGGCAGCUCCACUGAGGCUGCGGGCUCUUGCUGCGCCAUCCUUUUGUGUGUGCGAGAAGUUCCCCUCAGUAGACAGUCCUCUCGGGGGAUCCUGUCACUCGUUUUCAAACAUCUUCGUGAAUGUUUUCUUUUUUAAAUUGAUGUCUCCCAAAGGGUGGUGCAUUCAUUCUUUAGCUCAUUUUUGGGGUGUUUUUUUUUUUGCGCAGCAAAUCAGACACAUCUGGGCAGAAAUAUUAAGUAUUGGUUGUUUUGGUAAAUUGCGUGAAAUAUUUCAGAGUAAUUGGUGAUCUGUUAGAACUUGGAAAUCUUUUUGGAGGCACCUGGGAGUACCACAGAAGGAAGUGAAUGGGACCCUGUGCCCCGGGUGUGCAGGUGGGGACGCUGGGAUACGUCACACUCUCACUUCUCCUGGCCUGUGCACAAGUCGGGUGGUGGCUGGCGGCCCCAGCGGGGCACACGAGUGGGAGGGAUGCCCGGGGCUCCGGGGUCGGGCGGGAGAUGGCACCCAGGUUCGGGGGCUGAACACCAUCCUCAAGCCUGCUUAUGGAGCCGGACAGCGGGUGCCUCUGCUCUGAGAGGGGUGUGGCCUCAAGAAUGUUCUGAAGACGUUUUCUCAGAAACUAGUGAAUUGUCGUCUCGUGAGGAUCGGGCCAGCUUGUGUGUGGUCGUCUGUGCAGCAGUUCUCUUAGUGGCCCAGGAGUUACUUGUUUCCCGUCGCGUUUCUCCAUGGAGUCGGUUACAACGUGUGCACUUUCAAGCGUUUGAUGCUGCCUUCUGGCGGGGGCAGCUGUCCUUCCUCAGUGAUUCCUGCUCUGUGGUCAGACAUCUCUCCCUACAAAAGAUCCUACUUUCUUUAAACAGUGAUGGACUUUUAAGAUUUAUUUUAAAAUGUUUACCGCCGUGAUUUCACAUCUAACUGUAGAAAAGCUUCACUGCUGUCGUGGACAUUUUCUCCUUCAGGGAAUUACGCCUAAAUCAUGGUCAUUAUUAAAAGGCAGAUUUGGUUUACUUCAA
Molecule: messenger RNA, 2361 nt
Organism: Hippopotamus amphibius kiboko
Lineage: Eukaryota; Metazoa; Chordata; Mammalia; Artiodactyla; Hippopotamidae
Gene: NAXD
Product: NAD(P)HX dehydratase
Exons: 10
Coding region: 103-1092 (329 amino acids)
Biological process (GO): metabolite repair
Molecular function (GO): ATP-dependent NAD(P)H-hydrate dehydratase activity
Source: RefSeq, a predicted model, not a curated record